AUGGCAGCCGACCCGUUCCCUUCACUCGCUUCUCAUCGGAACGAAGUCCGCGACGGCCUCUUCCCCUCCUUUCCUGGCGAAAUGAGUCUGGCGUACGCUGGCGCCUGCCCUGAGCAGUCCCCCGCGUGCGCGCCUCCUCUGUCGGAUUUUUCCUCUCCACCGUCGUUCGCCUCUCCGCUUCAUGUGUGCGACCCCUACCUCCCCGUUCACGAGACCGCGGGAGCUCCACACACCUUCUGCUGCCGCCUGCUGCCCCCCGUCUCUCCCCACGCCGAAGGAUCGCGCGUCUCGCCCUUUCUGCGCAAGCAGGUGCGGCUUCUUUCUCCGCCCUCGUCCAGCCUGCUGCCCCCGAAUCUAUCGCCGCCGCUGAGCGCGUCGCUGGCGGUCGCGACCGAGCGUGACCUUGACGGGGUCGAUGCCGCCCUCCUUCCGCCUCCACAUCCGGCGAGUUUCCUCGCGGACGCCUUCGCCGUGUCUCCUCCUCAGGACGAGCGAGAGCGACACGCGGGCGCUGUUCCUGUCUGCUGCAAUCCUGGAGAGGUCUCGGGGCACAUCCGAAAACUGCGCACGGCGUCUGCGCCGCAGACAAGUGAGAAUGAGAACAAUGGGUGCCUCAGGGGGCGGCUCGAGCCGAGACCUUUGAUGGGCUGCGCGUCCUGCGGGUCGUAUGCAGGCGUGGCGUCUACCAACGAAGGGAGGAGAGAACGAGGCGACGCGCGGACACGAAGGCUUUCUUUGAUGUCGACUGAGGAUACGCAGACAACUUCUGGAAGCGAGGCCCUUUCCGACGCCCACGACCACUGCACUCGGCUUCGAGACGCACCCAUGCUUCAGAAGCGGGAACGCUCUGCGGAGGCCGGCGAUCUCUGUUGCCGUUCCAGUUCGUGGCCGCGGAUUCUUUACUCGCCCGACGAACUCUCUGCGACGAGCUCCCGCGCCACCUCUUCGAGCGACUUCCACCCACGCGCGCCUGAACCAUGCGGCGACGGCCGCGUGCCGCCGCUUGCGUCUGGUGGCGGGGCAAGCGAACCAGCCACUCUCGCGGAUCUGCUAACCCGAACAUCUGAGCAGGAGAGAGCAGGACGCCAUUUCGGCGCUGGUGUGCUUCACUACUCGGCCUUCAGCUCCACCACGCCUGGCGCGUGUCGAGACACGAGAGAGGGCGCCGAUGCAUUCCUGUCGCCUCCAUUCAGCGUCUUCUCACUGCCGGAGAGCGCCAGAGAGAGGCCCGGUUGCGGAGUCAAUCUGGUGGCGUCCCCUGCCCUCCCUCUUUCUGCAGAGCCGGCCGGCGCACCCGGCCCUGCCCCGCAGCUCUGUUUCUGUCCCCUCUUGGAGCCGCAGGAACUGGCGGCGGGCGCGGACCCUCCACAAGCCUCCACAGCGCACGAAGGCAGACGCCAAGACACAGCACAAAGCUCGUUUGGCAGCCAAGCUACUGGAGAGCUCGCGACAGGAUGCCGGCUAACGCCGUCUAUGCCUUCGCCGGGACAAGCGAUGGACCCGUGCCAAAGUGCACCGCGCGAUUUGUCGCAGCCAACGGACGCACUGCUUGCUCCCUUUCCGCCCGGAGCUUCCCCUGAGAGACUGCCGUCUCAGGGGCCCUGUCAUGGCGUCUCGCGCAUCACGCAGGACUCUUCACCGCCUCCCCUUCCAAGGGCGCACAGCUCAGGUGCAGUUUCGUCUCCAGUCUCGCUUCAGACGGCUCCCGUCCCAACGGGCCUCUCUCGCACUCCCUCGCUGCCGCAGAGCGCUGCGGUGGGACAUGUUUGUUUCAAAGCAGCGGAAGGCGCAGUAACUUUCUCCAAGUCACAGUGUGAGAAACCCUGUGAGACGCAAAGCGGCUCCGCCUGGUCAGCCAACUACGCCGCUGACGGAGAGCCUUGUGAACCCGUUUCGUCUUUCUGGAUCACCUGCGGCCAACACGGGCCUCCUGCCCGCCACGCAGCGCUGCAACCUAGCGUAACCGCGUCCGCCCGAGGGCCUUCCCAGACUCCUCUUUCCGCGGUAAGCGACGGAGGCGUCUCACAAGGAGUGGAAGGCCCUUCUCACGAAGGAGACAGCAUGCGAGGGAACGCGCCGGAACUCAUCCUUCUGGCCGCGGGAGCCGAACAACUUCGGAAGCACGCCACGCGCGAGUCCCUCACGCCCUCCAGCUCUUUGAUGCGAGAUGGCGUCCACGCGCAAAGCACCUCUUCGUCCGCUGCAGAAGGGACGGCUGCCGCCCUGUGUGUCUUUCGGUGCCUUCCGCCCGCACAGCAGCCUGCAGCUGUGCCGGCGUUUCACGUUGGCGUCCGGCUUACAGGUGCAGUGGGAGCUUGCAGUGCGGACGGAAUGGUAGUUGGCAAUUCUGCGCAUCUUGUCUCAAAGGUGGGUCUCAGGGGGCCUCAGUGUGGAAGCGGCGUUCCCGCCUUCUUCCAUACUGUCCCGAACCAGCACACUUAUUCCUUAUCGAUGCCGCAUGAGCCGCUGGCGGUGAAUUCCUCCAUGAGCAUCAACCCGCUCGCGUCCCCUCUGCAUGCGGGCAGCCAGUUGCCUGAGGACCAAAAAAGGAGAGUUCCACUUGGAGCAGCCUUCCCUUCCCCGCACGCUCUGACCAGUGCGACUCCGGGGCCUCCGACAGCAGGAGAAAACCAGGGCGUGCGAUUUCUGAGCGAGGCCGCCCCGCUGGGUACUGCCGGUUGGGUUUGCUUCGAGGCGCCCGUGUGCAGGACCCUGGGGGCGACCCCCUCUCUCGCGGGCCGGCGAGCCACGAGCUUGUCAGCACCGCCGCCUCCAGCCGCACUCGCCGCAGAGGGAGCACAGGGAGAGAAGAGUUGGGUAGCGGCGGGAUCUGAUUCAGCUCACAACAAGAACCCAGAGACGGUUCCAAGUGCCGGCGACCAACCUGAUACAGCCAACCAACAAAGUCCCGUCCGAGGAUCUGCGGAAUCUCCUCCCUUGGCGUCUGGCGCCGCCCAAAGCGUUCCCCCGUCCCAGCAUGUUCCACUCUCGCACGGCCUUCUCCACCAGGGCCCGCAACCACGCGUGAUGGGGGUCGAGGCUCCGUGUUCCUCAAGGAUGGGCUCUUUGCCUUCUGGCCAGAAGCCUCUUGUGGCAUCGCCGUCGCCUUCUCUGCGGGCCGUCAACGGGCACGAGUGCCGACAUCUUGACAUUCAUGCAAGCUCCUAUCUCUCGCCUGAUGCCCCCGCUCUUCCCUGUUUGCUGGGCGCGACUCCAUCUACACCGGGUGACCCGACCUCCCCGAGUAUGUCUCAACGUAGGGGGUGCCCGGCGCUUCGCUGGAACGCGACACGAGCGUGCCCACGCGGCAGCCCGCUAUUGUCAGGUCCUAAAGAGGACCCCGUGGCUGGCGCCCCUGCGGUCAUGGAAAGCUCCAGCGUGUCACACGCUUCGGGGAAAGGCGUGUCUCUAUCGCCUCCGCCGUCGGCGCCCGACGUUGGCGCUCCCCGCUCUCAAGGUCACUGCGCCGGUAGCUCCACCAGCACCUUCGGCGCUGCGGCCCCCACGGGGGAGGACCCGAGUUCGGCAACCGAGGCGCUCCAGAGAGCCCAAACAGAUCGGGCUUUUUCUGUUCUCUCGUCGCACGCCUCUUGUUCUCGACGCUUGUACACGCCCGCGGGGCGCGCCCAAGGCGCCGACCAGCCGUCUGCAGUCCAGGAGUUCGAGGGCCUGCGCGAGAAGGACGGCGGGGAACUUCCGCCUGAGGGCCGCGCAGCGAAUGGAGGCCUGCGGACUGAAGGUGAAGACUGCGGAAACAGGUCCCCCGCGGGUAUGGCGCGGGAAGGCGCCGCGCUUGUGGCUCUACGAUGCGACGGCGCACACGUGAUUCAUGCGACAGAGACGCCGCACACAAGCACGCAGACAGGAAACGCGAACGAAGAUCCAUCCUGGACUGGCCGCGGCAGCACCGAAGGGGGAAGCAUGUCGUCUACAAGUAACGCCGGCACGCCGAGAGACUGUGGAGUUCUCAAGGAGGCAGCUGCCUGCGAGCCACGCGGCACCGCGGACGCGAGAAGCAUCGAGCUGGAAAGUGCCUUCGCGCCGCCGGGAUACAGAGAGACAGGACCCGACUCCGCUGAUGCCGUGGCAGGCAAUCCCAUCUCCGCCUCUCCAGGGAACAGCCACGUACCUAUCCCGGCACCUGAAGUUCUCGCUGACGCCGCGAGCAGGCGGGGACCGUCUGUCAACACCUCAAAUGGCGGGAGAGGGGGCUCGUUCGGGUUGCCGUUCCAGCGGAACUGUACGUCUGCAGGUGGAACGGAGCUGCCCGAUGAAGGCAGCAGGCUGCCGAGUGCGGCGACCUCAGGCCCGGCCAAGACUCUUGGAUGCGGAAGGAACGCCUCUCCGUCUGACCCGUCACACUUUGAGGAGAGAGGUUUGCCAGCCACCAGCCAGUCCUUCGAGCAGAGCCCGGGUUACGGUUUCGCCGCGCCUCUCUCAUAUCCUCCUUGCUCGCCGCGACCCUCCUGUCUGGCUCCACAUGGCAGCCGCCGCCUCGGAGUGUCUACUCAAACAGGCGCAUCCGGUGCAGCGGCACAGGCGGCCGUCUCUCUCUGGCCGUCGAGCUCACCACCUCCGCAGGGUGGUAGUCCGUCUGACGAGGCGACGUGCGGGGCUUCAGCGCAUCGCGAGAAAGCCGGCGCAGACUGUGUCCGCCAAGCUUCCCGCAUAGGACGCGUUCGCCACGCAGCUCUCGGUACCACGAUGUCUCCUCCGGUGCCAAACUUGCACGAAAAUGUGAGCGAUCCCGCGCGAGGCGAAGGCACCGAAAACGGCCGGAUCAGACCCCACAGUCCUCAGGAGAUCUCCGCAGAAUCGCCCUCGAGGAAACGCCGACCGAGCUGCCGAAGGGAACACGAGCGGGAGGGCCCUCCAACCGGCAAACGGCGGGCUUCGAAAAGAGAGCUUAUUCCAGACGAAGAUGUCAGCAGCUCCACCCCACAAUUCGCUGGGGAGAGGAGAGGCAGCUUGGCGAGUUCGCCGACCGGAGCGACGGAGACCCUCGGUGGGCAUCUCUUCCCGUUCGAGAAGAGCGACACAGAACGAGCAAACAGCACCAAGAGCGUCGGCUUGGGGAUGCAGGAGGAGUCAGCUGGUCACGCGGGAGCUGCACAGGCCAGUUGCCGGCAACCGCCGCUUCAGCCGCUGUGCAUUCCUCCGAAAGAGGCCGCAGCGGGGGUACGCGACGCCAGCUCUGAUGCGACGCCAGGGGGGCGGUUCGCCUUUGACGGGAACAAGGGGCAUGGAGCUGCCGAUGUGUUCAGGCAUUCGGAGAAGCCAAGAUCUGAUCAACAAAGCAACAGCUUUGGAGAAUCCAACGGGAAAGCCGGCCACGCGAGGAGGACCUCCAGAAGCCGCCCGUCGACUCACAGCGACGCAGCACGCGGCCGCGUGCGCAGAGGCGCAGCGCAGGAGACAGUCAGACACAGCGAGGGAGCCCCAGAGCCGAUGACAGGCUCGCCCCUCUCAGUCAGCGACCCAGGGGCCUGGAAGGCUGCAGAACGAGAUGCGGCGCUGCCCCUCUUGGUGUAUCUGACGGUACCAGCGCCUGCCGAAGCGCACCCCCACGCUAUACGGAGUGCACAAGACAUGCAUGCAGUGGGUUGUGGAGACAGGGGCACGACGCGCGCGGCAGGCUCCCGCGUAGCGGGCGCCGAGUCAACAAAGCAAGAGUCAGCGGCUGCGAGUCCUCCGCGCGCUGCGGCGGGGUCGUUGGGCGUGCGGAGUGUGGGAAGGUACGGUACACCGCAGAGUGCAGCUCUGCUUGAGAAAACACAGCCCGACAACGGAGAAGACGAGACUCCCUCGACGGUCCUUCCGUCAGGUGCCGAGCAGGAGCCAAAAGACGAGGCGGCGCCUUCGCGUUUCAUGGCUUCGGGGGGUCGCCAAGUGCUCAAGCAGCCCAUGCGGGUCCGGCCGGCUGCCAAGGGACACCGGGGGCUCCAGAUCCGCCCGAAUCUGCCGGCAGCGGUUUCCUCUGCAAGGGAGAGGAAGCUCCGCUUUCGAGAUGCAGCACGGCAAGCCGUAGCGGGUCGCUCCCCGGCGUGCCAGCUGCGGGGAUGA
Molecule: messenger RNA, 6063 nt
Organism: Besnoitia besnoiti
Lineage: Eukaryota; Apicomplexa; Conoidasida; Eucoccidiorida; Sarcocystidae
Exons: 1
Coding region: 1-6063 (2020 amino acids)
Source: RefSeq, a predicted model, not a curated record